GAUAAUAAUAAUAUACCAAUUUAUUAAACCAACUGCGAACUUCCAUCAUUCAGUGCGCUUCCUGAAUUGUAUUUUUUUUUAGAAACAUUUUUUAUAAAAGUUGAAUUUUAGAUUUAGACGUUUUGAUGGCAAUUGUGCUGUCAUGUUUCAAAAGAUGCUUCGAUGGCAUCAAGUACACAGAACAUACAUCCUUUCCUCUAAUCAACCCUAUAUGUUUGGAUACCAGCCGAAUGGGUAAUGAAGUAGUAAUCGUGAAAAAUGGUACUAGGAUAUGCGGUAGUGGUGGUGUUUUGUGUACUGCACCAAUAGUGCAAAAUAAAUGUUACUUUGAAGUAAAAGUACAACAAUCUGGAAUCUGGGGAGUAGGUUUAGCUCUGAAUGAUGUAGAUCUGUGUAAAGCGCCAGGUGGUCACGAUCAAUACUCGUGGGUGUUAUGCAAUGAUGGAGCACAACGACAUAACCAGCAAGUAUUAAAAGCUAUAGAUAAUACCAUUGAAGAAGGUGAUAUUAUUGGUAUUUAUUAUGAUCAUGUUGAAUUAAACUAUUCAAUUAAUGGCCAACCAGUAAAUGAACCAAUUACAGGAAUAAGAGGAACUGUAUUCCCAGCUUUAUUUGUGGAUGAUGGUGCAAUAUUAGAUAUUGUGUUGGAAAGAUUUUCGUAUCCGCCAUCUAAUGGUUAUGAUAAAAUUAUGUUAGAACAAUCUAUACUUUAACUGUAUACUGCUUAAAAACUAAAAGGAACAAAAAAGUAACAGAUUAAUCAUUCCAUUAUUAAUAAAUUAUAAUUUUAUAUUUUUCCUAUAAAUUGUUUUAUUUUUAUGAAUGUUUAUGUA
Messenger RNA from Melanaphis sacchari, 833 nucleotides. Its product is annotated as SPRY domain-containing protein 7. The record is from RefSeq and is a predicted model, not a curated record. The transcript has 5 exons. The coding region runs from base 126 to 713 and encodes 195 amino acids. NCBI's taxonomy places the organism in Eukaryota, Metazoa, Arthropoda, Insecta, Hemiptera, Aphididae. Gene Ontology annotation, molecular function: protein binding.